AAAAUUAAAUUUGGUCCAGUGGUUCGGAGCCUUUUCAAGGCAAACAAACAAACAAUUAAAUCUUUCGUCUUUCUAAUAUUACUAUAGAUUUAUAGACGAUGUAUGAUGUACAAAUUUUAAAAUUUGCAAUUUCUAUAAAAAUUAUAAAUACACUUAAAAAUGUAUGUAUUGUUUUUCAGACGUUGUCACAGAAUUUUGUACAAACAAUUAUUUAUGUACGAGUAAAAUCAAACAUUUCUUUUUGUUUCUCCACAAAAAAUAGUAUAAUAAAUAUUUUAAAAGAAGUUGUUAAUAAAAUCAAACUUAUUUUAUGUUACUAGUUGAGGCAAAAUGGUGGCGCCACUAGCGCACGUGUGCGCUGCGGGCGGCAGUACCGUGGCUAAUGCAGUGUCGGCCGCACUGCACUUCUUCGCAGUGGCGCAGUGCAUGAUGCGGGAACCUUGGCCCGAGCAGCCAAAAAUAAUGAACGAGUCUCACUUCGACAUCAUCGUGGUGGGGGGCGGGUCUGCGGGUUCGUUAAUUGCGUCACGGUUGGCAGAGUUAGGUGACGUCACCGUGUUACUGGUGGAGGCUGGUCCCGACCCACCCCCUGAAAGCAUGGUUCCCGCUUACAAAGACUUUAUGAAGACUGGUGCUUAUAAUUGGAACUUCACUUCUACUACGAAUAGUGAAUCGAGCAAGGCGCUGGAAGGCGGCAUACAACGUCAGCCACAAGGUCGCAUGCUCGGAGGCAGCGGCUCGGCCAACGAUAUGGUUUAUACCCGCGGCUUCCCCCACGAUUUUCAUACUUGGGCUGAUAUCGCCGGGCCCACCUGGGAUUGGGACGCCGUCCUUCCUUCCUUCAAGAAGACAGAACAUCUCACCGACCCGACGAUCCUCAACGAUCCUGUCUUGAUGGCGUACCAUUCUGUCGAAGGAGAGAUAACAGUGAGCGGUUCCAAACAAACUUCGAAGGAUGUUGACACUUUUCUCAAUGCUUUCAACGAGCUGGGAUUCCCGAUAGUAGAAGAUAUGACGUAUCCAGGCAGAUUCGGCGCAGGACGUUUUCUCCAUACCAUACGAGAUGGCCGCAGGGAUAGCACUGCUACAGCGUUCAUCAGCAGGGCGGGAUUCGAAAAUAGAGGGAAUCUUUUCGUAUUGAGAAACUCUGUCGUGACGCAGAUAUUGAUAGAUUCCAACAAAACCGCCUACGGAGUCAAAGUGACGAGAGAUGAAGAGUCGUUUAUAUAUUAUGCAGAUUUCGAGGUGGUGCUAUCGGCCGGAGUUUUCAACACACCCAAGCUGCUGAUGCUUUCGGGUAUCGGGCCGAGGAACCACCUCGAAGAGAUGGGCAUAGAUGUAGUGCAUGAGACGCCCGUCGGGGAAUCGCUGCACGAUCAGACUAUGGUGCUGAUCUACCUUACUGCCGACGUCGAUCUUUGCACAUUGCCGAAGGCUGAGCGACAUAUCGAGAUGAUAAAAUACCUGUACAACCAAACGGGCGCCCUCAGCUCUUCGGACAGUAUGGGCCUCUACAUGUCGACGGAUAAGAACUCUGACGUCACCGCUCCCGACUUCGCCAUCUAUCCGGUGUGUAUACCGAAGAACGUCGGCUUCCGAAAUGCGUGCCCGAGUAUACUCAACUUCCAGAAACACAUCUGCGAUAAGCUCGGAGCAAUAAACGAGGAGAAGGAGCUGCUGUCCUUCGCCGUUGUUAAAUUGAACCCCGUUUCGAAGGGCAACGUAAAAUUAGCAUCGAACGACCCGAAAGACAAUCCGUCAAUAUACUCGGGCACGUUCAGCGAUCCACGCGACUACGAAGGCUAUCCAGAGGCGAUGAGGACCGUGUACUCGCUCGUUAACACAACGGUCAUGAAGCAGAUCGGGGCUCGCGUGGUCGACUACGAUCUGCCGGACUGCAAUGGCUUGGAGGUUGAAGAUGAUAAUUAUUUUAAAUGCAUAGCGCAGAACGUGGGCAUGUCGGCGUGGCGCGCGGGCGGUUCGGUAAGCAUGGGUGCGGUGUUGACGCCGCGCCUGAAGAUGAAGGGGAUGCACAAGCUGAGAGUCGCCGACGCCAGUGCGAUGCCCGCCACUGUCCGCGGCAACGUAGAGGCACCCGUCAUUAUGAUCGCCGAGAGAGCCGUCAGCUACAUCAAUGAGGAGGUGAAGGCCACCCCCUACGAUAUAUCGUUCUAA
This is a messenger RNA of Diatraea saccharalis (sugarcane borer), 2175 nucleotides long. The record is from the annotation of a GenBank genome assembly. Lineage: Eukaryota; Metazoa; Arthropoda; Insecta; Lepidoptera; Crambidae.